AUGCCCUCUAGCUCCGUCUGCCACCUCGUGCAUUACCCGCUCACUCGGGCAUUGCCGUUGCAUACACAACCCUCGGGUCCCCCUCUCCCCUCAUCUCCCCCCUCUCCCCUCGUCUCCCUUCACUCCCGUCUGACCCCGCCCCGCCCUCUCCCAAUUCCCCCCAUCGCCCUCCGCGCCAGCAUGGCAGGCAUGAGCUGCAGGCAUGAGCUGCCGGGCAUGAGCUGCCAGGCAUCGUGCCACGUGGGGUCCUCGCCCAUGGCGGCCCUCCGUGCCCUUCACAUGGGCUCUCUGCGCGCCUCCACUGGGGCUGCAACGCCACCGCCACAUGAGUGGGCGCUGCGUCUCGCUACGUCACAUGCCAGCAGCGCACGUGCAGGUGAUUCUUGCGGUUGCCCUUCUCUCACCCACCUCCUCUCUGCCGACUUGCUUUACAACGACCCCCCUCUCUCUCCAACCCAUUUCCUUUCCCUGUCGCCCCUCCUCACUCUCUCUCCCACUCUUUCUUCUCAUCAACAGUACUUCCUCUCUCACCCACGUCUCCUCUAUCUCCCGCCCUCGUCCUCUUGCCUUUCUGCCGCCCAUGCCCCGUAUCCACCACCCAUUUCAUCUGCUUGUUCCUCCUCUCCCUCCCACCCAUGUGCCACCCCAUCGCCCAUGUGCGUGGGUGCAGCAGAGGGCGGCAGAAGCCAUCUCCCAUCCCACGGAUCGCCUUUCCUCCGUGCCGCCCGCUCGGAUAUGCUCGCACAGUUGCUUGAUGGGGAGGUGAGAGGUCCAGGGGUGUGUGCGUGGGAUGGUGGGCGGUGCGUGGGAUGGGGGAUGGUGCGUGUGGUGAGUGGGUAUAGAAGCAGAGACAGGGUUGGUACGAGGCUGUGGGAGAGGCUGUCGCUGUUGGCAGGGGAAGCGGGGUGGCAGAGGCGGAUGGGGGUGAGGAGUGGGAGGAACAGGCAGCAGCCCCUGUUGCUCAGAUGCCACCGUCCCUCUCACUGUCCGUCCCCUUCCGAGCGCACCACACAGGAUGCCGCCUGCAAUUUGCUGCAGUACAAUAUCGUGUAG
This is a messenger RNA of Closterium sp. Naga37s-1, 1053 nucleotides long. The record is from the annotation of a GenBank genome assembly. Lineage: Eukaryota; Viridiplantae; Streptophyta; Zygnematophyceae; Desmidiales; Closteriaceae.